Amphibalanus amphitrite is the source of this 4026-nucleotide messenger RNA. Its product is annotated as phosphoglucomutase-2-like. The coding region runs from base 214 to 2001 and encodes 595 amino acids. The record is from RefSeq and is a predicted model, not a curated record. The transcript is spliced from 11 exons. Gene Ontology annotation, molecular function: magnesium ion binding; phosphopentomutase activity. Gene Ontology annotation, biological process: purine ribonucleoside salvage; carbohydrate metabolic process. Lineage: Eukaryota; Metazoa; Arthropoda; Thecostraca; Balanomorpha; Balanidae.
ACCGCUAGAGCGCCGGCCACCGACAGCAUUGACCGUCGCCGGCUGUGUUGUGAUUCGCUAUCGCUGUGGUAGGAACCGGCGCGCGCCGGUGGCUGUCGCGUGGAGUCGAGGGCGGAUAGUCGGCGUCGUCGGCGUUUGGGAGCUGCGUGUCGCGUGUGGAGUCAGCUGGAGGUCACAGCGGUCAUCGGUGCGCCUGCGCGUAUUGUGGUGAAGAUGGCUAAGACUGCUGCUUUGGAAGCCAAAAUUCAGGAGUGGUUGUCAUGGGACAAGAACGACGCCACCCGCUCGGAGAUCGCCUCGCUGCAGGAGGCCGGCGACUGGGGGCGCCUCUCCUCACUCCUCGAGAAGCGGAUGGCGUUCGGAACGGCCGGACUGCGGGGGCGCAUGGGCGCCGGCUACGCCUGUAUGAACGACCUGGUGAUCGUACAGACCACCCAGGGGCUGGCCGACUACCUGCUGAAGACGGUGCCCAACGCGGCACAGCGAGGGGUCGUGGUCGGAUAUGACGGACGAUAUCACAGUCGGAGGUUCGCAGAGCUGACGGCCAGCAUAUUCCUACACCUGGGUGUCAAGGUGUGGCUGUUCGCCAAAAUCUGCCCCACGCCCUGGGUGGCAUUCGGCACGCGCUACUACCAGGCGGCCGCCGGCAUCAUGGUCACGGCCUCACACAACCCCAAACAGGACAACGGCUACAAGGUCUACUGGGACAACGGCGCACAGAUAAUCCCUCCGCACGAUUCUGGCAUCCAGUCGGCGAUCCAGGCGCUGCUGGAGCCGCGCGCCACCUCGUGGGACACGUCCGUUAUAGGUGGCGCCACUGACCCGGGCCCCGAGCUGACGCCCGCCUACAUGGAGCGGCUGUCGGCGGCCAUGCGGCAGCCGCAGAUGAACGCCGACAGCCCGAUCCGCUUCACCGUCACCUCCAUGCACGGUGUGUCUCACCCGUACAUGUGUGAGGCGUUCAAGGCGUGCAACUUCAAGCCGUUCAUCCCUGUCAGGGAGCAGAUGGAGGCGGACCCGGAGUUCCCGACCGUGCCGUUCCCGAACCCGGAGGAGGGCAAGUCGGCGCUGAACCUGGCCAUGGCCACCGCAGACGCCGGCGGCAGCACGGUGAUUCUCGCCAACGACCCGGACGCCGACCGCCUGGCGGUGGCCGAGAAACAACCCAGCGGCGAGUGGCGUGUGUUUAACGGUAACGAGACGGGCGCCCUGCUCGGCUGGUGGUGCUGGUCCUCGUACCCCUCACCAGACGACAAAGACACCUGUUACAUGCUCGCCAGCACGGUCUCGUCCAAGAUUCUGCGCUCCAUCGCCGAGAAGGAGGGCUUCCACUUUGAGGAAACCCUGACCGGCUUCAAGUGGAUGGGUAACCGGGCCGAGCAGCUGAUGCUGCAGGGGAAGAAGGUGCUGUUCGCCUUCGAGGAGGCCAUCGGCUUCAUGUGCGGCACCACGGUGCUGGACAAGGACGGCGUUAGCGCCGCGCUGGAGGUCGCCCAGAUGGCCACCACACUGGCCAACAAGGGACUGUCUCUGACGCAGCAGCUCGACCUUAUCUACGAUAGAUACGGUUUCCACACGACCAACAACUCUUACUACCUCUGUCACGAGCCGGAGGUGGUGAAACGCAUGUUCGAGCGCAUCCGCAGCCUCGGCGGCGCUCCGGGCAAGUACCCGACGUCCCUGGGCGGCGGCCAGUACCGGAUUGGCGCCGUGCGUGACCUGACCACGGGCCACGACUCUGGCCAGCCGGACGGGCGCGCCAUUCUGCCCGUGUCGUCCUCCAGUCAGAUGAUCACCUUUACGUUCUCCGAGCCGCAGGCGGUACUCACGCUGCGCACCAGCGGCACAGAGCCCAAGAUCAAGUGGUACUCGGAGAUCCGCGCCCAGCCCGGCCAGACGGACCGUGACGCCGUGAAGCGGCAGCUGGACGCUCUGGUGGCGGCCAUGGUGGACGAGCUGAUGCAGCCCGAGCAGAACGGACUCAUCGCCAGGAAGGAGUGAGCGGCCCGGGCGGCACUGGGACGGCCCAGGGGAGACGGGUGAACGGCGCGCGGCGCCGCGCCGGCCGUACGGGGGAGCGGCGCAGUAGGUGCUUACCGCCCCCAUAGCUAGUGAUGCGCCUAGAGGCUGCCCGCUAGCAGGCUAUCCGCCAUAGCGUCUUCUCUGAGUUGAUGAUGAAAUCAAACGGUGUUUUCGGAUAGAGCUGUGCAGUUCAGUGUUUUGUGGCAUUUCGUCUUCUGCGUAGCUGUGCUUUUGCUUGAUAAUGUCGGCUUCCAGCUCCGAGUCGCUCCGAUUCUGAAUCGGUAUUAACUGCGAGUACUAACCGCCUGUCGAUAUUUCGCUCUGGGCUCUUCUGUUGUUAAUGGACUGUCUCUCAUUAAUUGGGAUUUUGAGCUCUAAUCCAUGCUGCUUGUCGAAAAAAAAAAACUGACAAGGCUAUCUCGUAAGCAUAGGUGGUUUGACAUGAUGCUAAGGACGGGUGUAUAAUCGUAUCUUCUUAACUUCGUUUAGUCCUUCUGUCACGUCGUUUAGAGCUGCUAUUUCAUAUCGUGUGUAACAUAGUGCUGGAGAUCAAAAUGGCGAACCUUGUUAUGCCACUAGUCGAUUAGCACUUGUGGAAUGCCGAUGAAAAGUGUUUCUCCCAGUUUUAGUAGUAAGAUAGUAGCGCUGGAUAUUGGUCACAGAAAAAGCCAACCUAUUCUGCGUUUCGCAUAUUCUUUUACUUUAAAUUCCGCUAUUAUUAAAAAGUAUUUUAUUACGGACCUACCUUUUGGUCGUAAUUGACUGUAUGUACCGUUUUGUCUAAAAUAUUGUGUGGUUCUCAUUAAAAUUAAGAGGUAAAUUCAUUGCACUUUGACAAACAUUCCAUAUGCGUUUCCGUUUGAUGAAGGUGUCUGCCGUCAGGUGAUAUGCUGACCUGCAGAUCAUUUUGGUACUUUGAUAAGCUCGCAAUGUAAAACGCUUUGGGCCUAGUCAUUUAGGAGUCAGUGGUCGGUUGGCUGUUUCGCUGCGUGACAUUAUAAAAUGCGGGCUUAUUCUAAAGGGAUGUGUGUCAGUUUACAAUUUACGGGGACAGUUUGCCCUAGGUUUGUUAUAUAAUGUUCAACAAUGAGAUCGCCAUCCAAUUAACUUCAUAAAUUAAUUAAUUAACAUUCGUGAUGCGUGAUGCGUUGCAUCUGGUAUCACCGUUCGUUGCAAAUGACCUGCGUUGUGAUGGAUUGUCAAGCUGGCCUCCAAACUGGCAAAUCCUUAUUUGGUGUCCUUAAAAAUGUGUUUUGCUCUGGAUGUUUGAUGUCUCAAUAAUACGUCGCAAGAACAAGGCGACUAAAACCUCAUUAAGGCCAUAAGUUAAGCCGUGCCAUAAAAUAAACGUGCGCAUGAGUGUAACUGGAAAGGCUGUCGUUCCAUUAUUGGUUAAUGAAACAUUGUGAAAGCAGAAGAGUUCGAUCGCUUGGUAUUGCCUCCAUCGCGGUGCUUGUCAGAUUAUCAGUAGCCACCGAUGCCUGGCACGCCCGAUGGGGUCGAGAAGGGUCAGCGUUUUAACGUUUGAAUUUAGCUCGCAGUCAGUGUAUCGGCGUAUCUUUUGAGUGAUGUGGAGCUGAUCGCGUUUUGAAUUGUUGGCGAUGCGUCGGUCGAAAUGACCCGCGCCUUGACCUCCCCGCCGCCGCGAUCGGUCUCUGCCGGAUUUGUUUUUGUGAAGUUUUCUGGAGCUAGCGCGCUGUGUCGCAUACUGUUUCGUCAGUGCAUUGUCUGACCUAGUCAAUCUGCACAUGCGUACACAAUAUACACAUACACAGCGUCUUGCCGAUUCCGUGAUUUAAUCUCCGUGAGCUUAUCGCUGUGAGUUCGUGUCAGUGAGUCUGUCUCCGUGAGUCGCCCCUUCGGCGUGACUGCCUCUUCACUGUAGUACGCUACCCAAUCCAUCCCGUGACGCCUCGUGUCCGGUCCCGGCUUUUGUGCGGUCAUCGCAAAUGAUGGUGGCUUUGAAAUGGCUUUUGGCGAUGUGAAUACACAAUUUGAUGUGCA